Molecule: messenger RNA, 2637 nt
Organism: Chrysemys picta bellii (western painted turtle)
Lineage: Eukaryota; Metazoa; Chordata; Testudines; Emydidae
Source: RefSeq, a predicted model, not a curated record
GGAGUUUUAAGAACAAUGCAUUUCACUUGGAAAAAUAUUGAUGAUUCUUGUUGGGUGCAAACAACCAAAAGAGCGGAUCCCAAUGAGCUACGGAACAUAUUUUUGCAGGAACUAGAAGCUAAGGCAGAAGUGGACAGACUUAAGCUCCAACUCAAGAGAAUAAAAGAACAACAGGAACUGUAUCAUUCUGGAAAGCCAGCUCCUCUCAACAGCAAAGAUGGGGAUAUAAUCUGUCCAGUUUGUAACAAUGUUGCCAGCAACUGUUUAUCACACUGGAGCCAAUACCCUCCCAAGGCGGGCUCAUGGACCAUGAAGCUGGAGAAGGCACCUCUGUAUACCACUGUUGAGAAAGAUGGAGAGCAUUACAUGACACCAGGAGAUUUUGUGCAGAGAUACCUAGGACUAUAUACAGACCCAAAUUAUAAUCCUGAAACACUGCAACUAUUGGCGGGAGUAGCAGAUCAAACAAAGGAUGGGUUGAUCUCCUAUCAAGAGUUUUUGGCAUUUGAGUCAGUUUUGUGUACUCCAGAUGCAAUGUUCAUUGUUGCUUUUCAGUUGUUUGACAAGAGUGGCAAUGGAGAAGUGACAUUUGAAAAUGUCAAAGAAAUUUUUGGACAGACCAUUAUUCAUCAUCAUAUCCCUUUUAAUUGGGAUUGUGAGUUUAUUCGACUGCAUUUUGGACACAACAGGAAGAAGAAUCUUACCUACUCGGAGUUUACACAGUUUCUGCAGGAGCUACAGUCAGAACAUGCAAGACAAGCCUUUGCACUGAAAGACAAAAACAAAACUGGUAUGAUUACUGGACUGGACUUUAGUGACAUCAUGGCUACCAUUCGUUCACAUAUGCUUAGUCCGUUUGUGGAAGAAAAUCUAGUUUCAGUAGCAGGUGGAACUAUUUCACAUCAGGUCAGCUUCUCCUAUUUCAAUGCUUUUAAUGCCCUGCUGAAUAACAUGGAACUCGUUAGAAAGAUAUACAGUAUUAUAGCAGGUACAAGGAAAGAUAUUGAAGUCACAAAAGAGGAGUUUGCCCAGGCUGCAAUCAAAUUUGGACAAGUCACACCGCUGGAAAUCGAUAUUCUCUACCAGCUUGCAGACUUAUACAAUGCUACAGGGCGUUUAACUUUGGCAGAUAUUGAGAGAAUAACACCACUGGCUGAAGGUGCCUUGCCUUACAACUUGGCAGAACUCCAGCGGCAGCAAUCUUAUGGCGGUAUGGGCAGGCCUAUCUGGCUCCAAGUAGCAGAGUCUGCUUACAGGUUCACUUUGGGCUCAGUUGCUGGAGCUGUGGGUGCCACUGCUGUGUACCCCAUAGACCUGGUGAAGACACGAAUGCAGAAUCAGCGCUCCUCUGGUUCAGUUGUGGGAGAAUUGAUGUAUAAAAAUAGCUAUGACUGUUUUAAAAAAGUUUUGCGUUAUGAAGGAUUUUUUGGGCUUUACAGAGGCUUGUUACCACAGCUUAUAGGUGUUGCUCCAGAAAAGGCCAUUAAGCUCACAGUUAAUGAUUUUGUCAGAGACAAGUUCACUCAGAGAGAUGGUUCCAUUCCAGUAUUUGCAGAGAUCCUUGCUGGAAGUUGUGUAAGUAUCAGUCCUGUGUCGUUCAUACCUAUUUUUUUUGGUGCAAAAGCGUGUUUCCUCCGAGACAUUCCCUUUUCUGCAAUCUAUUUUCCUGUUUAUGCUCACAGUAAACUGAUGCUUGCUGAUGAAAAUGGCCACGUGAGAGGGCUUAAUCUCCUUACAGCUGGUGCCAUUGCAGGUGUGCCUGCUGCUUCCUUGGUAACCCCUGCUGAUGUCAUCAAGACAAGACUGCAAGUGGCAGCUCGCGCUGGUCAGACAACAUACAGUGGAGUUAUUGACUGUUUUAGAAAGAUACUUAGAGAAGAAGGCCCUUCGGCUUUUUGGAAGGGAGCUAUAGCUCGAGUGUUCAGAUCUUCACCUCAGUUUGGUGUUACGUUAGUGACCUAUGAACUUCUGCAACGAUGGUUCUAUGUUGAUUUUGGAGGAAUCAAACCCUCUGGAUCAGAACCUACCCCAAAAUCUCGAAUCUCAGACCUUCCUCCUGUUAAUCCUGACCACAUAGGUGGAUACAGACUUGCUACAGCUACAUUUGCUGGCAUAGAAAACAAGUUUGGGCUUUAUCUUCCAAAAUUUCGAUCUCCUGAUGUUGUUUCAGUUCUACCAAAAGUAGCAGCUGAAUCCUGAGAUGACCUUUCAGCCUAGUAUAAUGACGCCAUGAAAAAAAAAGUUGGAGCGCAGUACUGUAUCUAUCCAGUCAGCUGCAUGUUGCUCUUGCUGAACUGAGAAUUCAAGUCAAAUCACUCCUAUCUAUAUGAUAUACGAUAUGCAUUUAUUUGUUUCUAAAUUAAUCAUUUGCACACAAGAAACGGAUUGAAGCUUUAGUUCUGCAUUGAUUUCUUUUUCCUAACCAGUGGCAUGAACCAGUAACCUUGACUUGGCUUUGCACAGCUUGCACUUAAUGUUACUGUACAUAUUGUACAUCUUUGUACAGAGACAUCACGGCAUCUAUACACUAUUACAUUUCUAUAAUGGGGAUGUGGUUCGAAGCAGUUUGAAAUGUACAGAAUGUUUUGAAGGUGUUUUUAUUAAGAAUCAUGUGACAAUAAAAUAUAUUUAAAGUCA